Messenger RNA from Arabidopsis thaliana (thale cress), 3599 nucleotides. RefSeq names its product LRR protein. The transcript has 4 exons. NCBI's taxonomy places the organism in Eukaryota, Viridiplantae, Streptophyta, Magnoliopsida, Brassicales, Brassicaceae. The record is from RefSeq and is marked reviewed. Bases 76 to 3345 code for a protein of 1089 amino acids.
AGAUCUCUGAAAAAAAAGGAUCUUGUUUCAAUUGAUUUUCAUAUCAAUUUUUCAUCUUUUGAGAUUAUAUGGAAAAUGGGCAUUGACACGAAAGAGAUCAUCGUUAUAUUAUGGAAAAUUCUUGGAUAUUCGAUGAACAUGAGCAUCAAAUUCAUGAUAAACCACCCGGUUUUGUCAGGGGUUUCAAUGUUUUUACUCGUGCUAUACAUUUUCCUCCCUUCUCUGUUCUUCUUCUUGAUCUAUACAUCACCGGUUCUUGCAUGUGCUCUAGUGUAUGCCCGAGAAAAGCUAGGGUUAAGAUUCUCAAGUUCGUAUUCAGAGCCAAAGAAGAGUUGUGGAGGAGAAAAGAGAUGCCAUUUAAAACAACAACGAAGUGUUAGACGAAAUGCUCGAAUGAAAGUUGAAGAAUGGGAUUCACAGACAAGCGAAGAAGAGAAAGACAAAGUUAUCUUGACUUCUCUUUACAAUGAUCUCCUUGGUCGUACUCCUCAAUUCGAAGAGUCUCCAAAAGCUUUAGAAACCAAUGUAGUAGAGGAAGAAGAAGACAAAGAGAAGGAGUUUCUUGGAGAGGGAGUUUCUCGUGAUUUGGGUCAUCUCAACGUUGAAGAACCAAUGGUUUGCAACUGUGAGAUCAAAUAUGGAGAAUCAGAUGGUAAAGUAGAGAUGAAACAGGAGAUGAGUAAUGCUAAUGAGCAUGGGAUUUCAGAGAUUGAGAGAAAUAAGAGACUAGAGUCUUUAAUCGCUAGAAGAAGAGCGAGGAGACGCUUUAGACUAGCUUUAGAUCAAAAGAAUAAGCUUCAAGCUGAAGAAACAACUAGCCCUAGACAGAACAACACCAACAACCUUCACGUUACGGUUUCGAGGAACUCACUUGAAAAACGUCGAAAUAAUUCAUCAGAUGGUACUACUGUUAAAGGAUUACAGAUUCCAGGCUCAGCUCCUUCUGUGAUGUUACAAGGAAGAAACCCUUUUGACAUUCCUUAUGAUCCUCAAGAAGAAAGACCUAAUCUUACUGGAGAUAGCUUUGAUCAAGAGUUUUCAUUGUUUAAUCAAAAAGAUUUGUUCUUUUGUCGUCAUGAGAGCUUCUGUCGUUUUUCUCUGUUCUCACCAGAACAUGUUCAGUGUAUGAACAGCCCAGUUUCUGCUUCAGACAUUUCAACUACUAGGAAACGUUUAGAUUUGGAGAAUGAAUAUAUUGAUCAUACUGAACAAAAUCUCCCAUUAAAUGGAAAAGAAGCUACAAUAGAAGACGAUGAUAAAAGCGUUGUGAGUCGAAAAAGCGAAGAAAAAGAGGUAGAAAUGAAUGAUGAGACAGAUUCAAACAAAGAAGAAUGUGAUGAUUCAAGUUGUUCAGAAGAAAGUGAGUCAGAACUAUGCCGUUUAAACAAAGCGGAGCUCAGGGAAGCUAUAUGCCAAUCCAUGGACAACAAUCCCGGUUAUCUUGUGAAUCAAGCAAGAAAUAGUAUUCCAAGCACAUUACCUAGAGGUAUAGUAGCGCCAAGACUAGAUGAUAACAACAUGUUUUACGCUCGCAAAUGUGGAAAUUCGCACAGUCGAACAUUUUCAGUUGCCUCGGAUAUGCAAGUUGAGGUUUCAGAGAUUGGUUCACCUCCUACAACAGUUGAUUGGCUUGAUGACUGGUCUACUGGUGGUGAAUCUUACAUUUAUGAUACAGAUAUUGACAGAGAAAUCGUCCGCGAUGAAGAAUCACGUAAGAGGAUGUCUCAUCAAUAUGAAUCAAGAAGUGGAAUAGGAUCAAAAGAGGAGAAUAGUGAGCCAAGUACUAAACCUGAGGCCAAACCAGAUCAGGAUUGUGUGGUAGAUGAAGACCUUAUAACAGUUGAUGAUAUGUCAUUGUUAGAUAGAAGAACCCAAAGUGAAGAGAUUUUUGAGCAGACACCUUCUAGUUCCAGUGAUGUGUCCAAGCCUACAAGUUCUGGGAGAUUUGAAGGUAUGUUGUUCCAUACAAGUGCCUCAUUGUCGUCUAUAACAGAAGAACCUGAAACAAUCUUGGAUUCGAUCGAUGGCGUCAACUCGGAGAUUAUGAAUAGUUUGACUGGAGAAUUAACUGACCAGAGACCUCUGACUAGUCUUGAUUUAUCCAUGGAGAAUUUGAUAGAUGAAGAAGUUGCUGAUAUGCAACAAAUAGAAAAUGAUGAUCUUUGUGGAUCUCCUAAGAUUAUUGAUUUUGAUAUCAUUGAUCAUCAGCAGACAGAUCAAACGUCGGAUAGCAUUCAAGGAGAACAUGAGGAAACUAAGAGCUUCUUGGAUGCUUCUUUGGACACACCCUUUAUAGAAUCAUUUGAGAGAGAGGUACAAGAAGAAGAAGAAUCAAACUUAGACAAGUCUACUGAGGAAACAACAAAAGAAACAGAAAGUGAUUUGAAGAGUUCUCCGGGACAAGUUUCUACAGAAUUACUAGAAAGUGUGGUAAGGGAAGAGAAUGGUCAGGAAUUAGUCAAAAGUGCUGAUGAGAAAGCAAUGCUAGUAGAGGAAGAGAAGACUCAUAAUGUCUUGGAAGCAUCUUCGAGCAAUGCUCAUACACAGUUGGUUGAUUUAGACUAUGGAAACGCAGAAAAUUCUAGUGAUGUGAUACUUCUGCAAGUCCAAGAUAGUCAUAAGUCACCACUAGAUGAGUCAGUUGAUCAGGAGAUCUCUAAGGAAGUAGAAAAAACAGAGUUAUUAAAAGAUUUUUGUGGUGAAUCAACCCAAGAAUACAAAAAUAGAGGAAAUGUUGAGGCCUGUGGAAACGCAGAAAAUGCUAGUGAUGUGUUACUUCUGCAAGUCCAAGAUGGUAAUAACUCACCACUAGAUGAGUCAACUGAUCAGGAGAUUUCUAAGGAAGAAGAAAAAACAGAGGUAUUGAAAGAUUUUAAUGAUGAAACGCCCCAAGGAUACAAAAAUAGAGCCAAUGUUGAGGAAGAAUCAGUAGUUUUAGCUGACACUCAAAACUCACAAGAUUCACAAACAUGGACUCAACAGUGUGGUAUAGAUUCUUCCCAAGGGAUAUCACCAAGAACAUUGGAGAUCACCCAGCAACUAGAGCAAGACGAUGUUAUUGCCUCUUCCUCAAACACCGUCUCUCAAGAUAUCAAUAAAGAUAUUACCGCGGCAGUAGCCAAUGACUUAGCUGCUAGUGAGAGGAAUGAUGAAGUGAUUCUGAAACUUGAUGAGCAAGUUGGAGAAGCUAUGGAAAAGGAACUAGAGCUUAAUUUAGAAUCACUGCACCAUAAUAUUGGUUUAGUCGGUAGAGAAGACGAUGAAGAAUCCAAGAAAGUAAUAGAGGAAAUGCAAAAUGCGGAGAUCCAAACAACAAAACACGAAAACAGAGUCUUAGAAAAUUAACACAUUGAUGAUACUAACACACAGAAUCAUGAUGACGAAAACAAGUAACGCUGCACAUAAGGUACGGUACGCCACAAGGAAAAUGUGUUAAGAAUUCUUUUUGAUCCAUAACAGGUGAAACAUUGUGUUGUAUCAUUAUUUAAUGGACUUUUUGUUUAAUUAUACAACUUGUAAAGGCAACUCAUUCUUUUGUAAUAUACUGUAUAGAGAUGGAUAAAUCUUUUGAAUAUAUACUCACAGAAGAACUACUAGCA